GUUGGUCGAUACUGAAAAGUUUAGGAAAAACGGAACUGCGUAGAAAUUAGGCAGCAGCCGUUUGGAUUGUGGCAACCAAAAUAAGUUUAGUCAGUUGGACUUGACAAAAGCUGGUAGUAAAAACUCGAACAAAAUUCCACGUAAACUUCAAAAGGUGUUCGGCACCCAGGACUAUCUUUGAACGCCCCCAGACAGAGCACAGCUCCUCCAGCCGACAGCGAAGGUGAGUGUUUCGGUUACCUUGGAUACCAUCGCAUCGCAUCCGAAAUAGCACCGAUUGCCAGCGGAUUCUACGCAUUUGCAGAAGCCUAUGAUAUAAUAAUGUCGCGCUCUCUGAGUCGCGUACUGGGCACCUUCAGCCCCGCCACCGGAAAUGGGGCACCCAACAGACUGACGCCCCUGCGCGGACUUCUCGGCACUGUGGUCCCAGUGGCCGGGUACUCGAAGCGGAAUGGACCUCCCUCGGAUGCCGGCGAACCCUUCAAGACGGUCUCCAAGUCGCGGGACCUCGACGACGACGAUAAUCUCAACAGCCUGGAGAGCGAGCCCAACUGGGAACUGACCGCGGCCCGGAGCAACCGCUUCUACCUGCCCAAUGCCACCGGACCUGCCUGGCAGGGUGACACCACCACCGUCGGCCUGCUCACCCCGCUCGGCCAGCUGGUCAACUUCCUCAAGGAGGCCAAUGCAGACAAGUCGCGUCUGGAGUUCGCCUGCUGCCAGUGUCCCAUGCUCAUCCGCGAGUCGCUCGUGGAGCUCUUCCCCGUGCGCGUCGUGGCGCAGCGGGAUUCGGCCAUCACCAUGCUCGUCCUCAGCUACGAGGGGGACAUCGAAAUGGGCGCCGCCAAGUUUGUGCUGGCUGCCCGGGACAUAAGCGAUCGCCUGCUGUCGCUGGGGUACUGGGCGGACUUCCUGAACCCCUUCAGCGGACGACCCUACUUCUUGCCGCGGGACGGGGCCAAACUGUACAAGCAGGAUCACCGCUUUCGGGGCCUGAACAUGCGGCUGUCGCUGCAGAACCACUGCACAGUGAUCGCCGCCGAGGAGAACGAUCGCACCCACUUCUCGGGCACCAUCUACUGCACGGCGCCGAAUCACUACGACCAGCUGGUGGAGCUGCUGGUGCCGCCGCAGCGCAAGGUAGCCCAAUGACGCGGAUGCGGAAGCCAUCGGAGUUAAGAUGUAGUUGAAGCCUUUUAGUGAUGAUGACUGUGUUAGCUGUUUAGGUUUUCUGUUCCCGACACUGUAUAUAGCCGACAAAUGCUGGUGUUAUAUAUGCUGUGCGAAAUAUAAUCGAUAAGAAUGUUGAAA
This is a messenger RNA of Drosophila suzukii, 1311 nucleotides long. Lineage: Eukaryota; Metazoa; Arthropoda; Insecta; Diptera; Drosophilidae. The record is from RefSeq and is a predicted model, not a curated record.